GUGAAUUCUUCGGCCCUGGAUCGGGAGAUGGAAAUAGACGCAGCCUCCCACCAAUGUGUCUUCUGCUAUCGGUUGAAUAAACGCCUUUUUACGGUGCCAACGGAUCCGGAAUCGGCCUGCCCCGUUUGCAAAACCCCUCGAGCUGAAAAACCUCCUGAAACCCUGGUGGAGCCAGCUUUUGUCAGAGUCAGCUUCCCGAGAGCUACCUUCCUCCCCACAUAUAAACACAAAAUCCAUCGACGGAAAAGCUACGAAAUGGAGGACAAUUUGGCCCUGCCCUCGCACUGCCUUGCUGGUUGGGAGAACCCCAUCCGAGUGUCCACCCCCAUCGUCAGCAGCCUAGAUCUACAUUCAUCUCUGGAUUCUCAGUGUCCAUAUCAGAAUUCUGUCUCUCGGGUGGCAGGCGGGACGAGGACGGACGAGCUGCUUGACCGCUCUCGAGUGGUGGAAUUCGAACUCGGCAGCGCCCCUCGGAAGCAGGGGGACCCCAACGUCCACUGGAACAGUUGGCAGCCCUGGGUGUGCAUGUGCCAACUUCAGAAGCAGGCCCGCAUACGGCACUUUGCCGUCUGGGGUGUCAACGUGUCGCUCGACCUGAAGACCUCGGAGUUUUGGCAGGAGAAACCCUGCUCCUUAUACGACUGCAGCCUUUGCAGGUCAGAAGACUGCCCGGGCGACGUGGCUGGAUCCGGCUUCCUCUCUCGGUUUCAGAGCCUCUCUUCCCCCAGACCCCACGAAGUGAAGAUCCCUCUUCCUCCCCAUCUGGAUUUCCCCUCCUACGACAGCCUCCCCAUUAUAGACGACAAAGAUGGGGAGUAG
Molecule: messenger RNA, 819 nt
Organism: Protobothrops mucrosquamatus (brown spotted pit viper)
Lineage: Eukaryota; Metazoa; Chordata; Lepidosauria; Squamata; Viperidae
Gene: MIIP
Product: migration and invasion inhibitory protein
Exons: 6
Coding region: 28-819 (263 amino acids)
Biological process (GO): negative regulation of cell migration; negative regulation of G2/M transition of mitotic cell cycle
Source: RefSeq, a predicted model, not a curated record